Molecule: messenger RNA, 4059 nt
Organism: Priapulus caudatus
Lineage: Eukaryota; Metazoa; Priapulida; Priapulimorpha; Priapulimorphida; Priapulidae
Product: zinc finger protein on ecdysone puffs-like
Exons: 15
Coding region: 18-2498 (826 amino acids)
Cellular component (GO): nucleus
Molecular function (GO): zinc ion binding; nucleic acid binding
Source: RefSeq, a predicted model, not a curated record
GUGGCCAUGGUGGUCCAAUGGGUGGCCAGGGUGGUCCAAUGGGUGGACCAAUGGGUGGCCCAAUGGGAGGUGGCGGUCCUAUGAGGGGUAGCUCCGGCGGUCCGAUGCCAAAGAAACAUAAGCGGCCGCUACUCAGCAAUCCACCGUCGAAUCACCGAGUGCGAGGUUCAGAAGGGAUGGGACCGAGGCACUUCGGCCCGUCGUCCCCACACGUCCAAAAUGUCAGGAUUGAAGGCCCUCAGCCCUUGAUGGGGAUGCGCUUGGAACCGCUGCCUCCCGGCACGGAGGAAUCCCGAGGCAACGGGGAGGAGGGUCCUGCGGCGAAGAGGGCCAUGGUGACGUACGGACCGGAGCUUCCCCAGGCGGGAGCGUACAGUCAGGAGCCGUACGAUCCCGCCGAUCCAACGUCAGAGAGUAGUGUGUAUUCGUGGGAGAGGAGGAGAGAUACCACUGCCACCAUGAUUACUGACGAGGCGGAGAAAAGGGAUGUGGAUACCAAAAUAUCCAAAAAGAAAAAGAAGAAAGCGAUAAAGAAUGACAAGUUGUACUGUCCCGCGUGCGAGGUGACCAGUAACACGCAGUUGAACUUCAUGCAGCACAUGCAGGGUAACCGCCACAAACUGCGCAUCGAGGAAAUCAGGAAGAAUCACGCUGAGAUCUCGCAGAGACUCGUGCAGCUGAAAGAAGACAACGCCGCCAACGCAAGCAAAGGCAAUGCCACGGCAGGCAACACCAAGAAGUCGGAGGCGAACUCUGCGGAUGACGCCGCCAACGUGCCGGCCGUUGGAUCGAUCAUCCAAGUGCAGAUAAAGAACGAGAGUGCGCAGCUGCCUGAGCCGAAGAAGCCAUUGUUCUGCAAAGUGUGUCAGGUGACGUUCACUGAACCCCUGAUAGAGCAUCGAAGGACAAAGGAACACAAGCGUAAGAAUAGAGAGCAGCGGCCGAGCUGCCAGCAAUGCAAUCAGACGUUCACGUCGCCGUGGAAAUUUGUGAGACACUGCAACCUAGACCGACACAAGUUUAACUAUCAGCACUGGCUUCAGCAGCAGUCGAAGGAGCCGCCAGAAAAGAAAGCGGAGGACGCAGAAGCAGCUAAGGCUAGCUUUGAGGAUUCGCUGCACAGGAAUCAGCCCGUUGACCCUCAGAAGCAAGUGGAGACAGAGGUUGGCUCUGCUGUUUCAACGCCCACUGGCCAAACUGGCCAGGAGACCAAAGUAGGAGCUCUCGACCAGGGUAAUAUAAAGAAUGCGGGCGCCUCGGGAAAGACCGCGUUGGUUGACUCCAAGCCGACUUCGGCGGAGUCUCUCGGGCCGUACGAUCCUAACACGACUGUCGGUCUGGAAUUUGUCGUGCCCGUUAGUGGGUAUUUCUGCAGGUUGUGCAGCAAGUUCUACGGUACAGGGAACUCGGCCAGACAUCACUGCCAGUCUCAACAGCACUAUCAGAAAGUUUGUAAUAACUUAAAGCAAAAGCAGAGCAAGAUGGCGAAGCAAGAAUUAAGACAGAAUGUUGCAGCUGUGGAUACUCAGCAGAAAGCAGAACGGGAGGAAAACGAAGAUGGCACGUCCACUAAGCAAGGCACGGCUGGUGAGGAGCAGCAGCAACCUACGUCUGAGAAAAGCGAGCCGACGAUAGAUGGAGAGCAGACAAGUGAGCAGCAGGCAAAUGAACAGCAGAAGAUGGGCGAACAGCAGAGCACAGAAGAACAGCAGAUGGAUGAACAGCAGACAAGUGAGCAGCAGAAGACAGGCGAACAGCAGUCAAGUGAACAGCAGAAAACAGAUGAACAGCAGACAAGUGAGCAGCAGAACACAGGCAAACAGCAGUCAAGUGAACAGCAGAAAACAGAUGAACAGCAGACAAUUGAACAGCAGAACACAGAUGAACAGCAGACAAGUAAGCAGCAGAAAACAGAUGAGCAGCAGACAAUUGAGCAGCAGCAGACAAGUGAGCAGCAGAACACAGAUGAACAGCAAACAAGUGAGCAGCAGAAAACAGAUGAACAGCAGACAAGCGAGCAGCAGAACACAGAUGAACAGCAAACAAGUGAGCAGCAGAAAACAGAUGAACAGCAGACAAUUGAGCAGCAGCAGACAAGUGAGCAGCAGAACACAGAUGAACAGCAAACAAGUGAGCAGCAGAAAACAGAUGAACAGCAAACAAGUGAGCAGCAGAAGACAGGCAAACAGCAGUCAAGUGAGCAGCAGAACACAGAUGAACCGCAAACAAGUGAGCAGCAGAAAACAGAUGAACAGCAAACAAGUGAGCAGCAGAAGACUGACGAACAGCAUGCUGGGAGGGAUGCUGACGAGGUCGCCAUGGAGACGACGAGCGUGGUCGCGCGGGGCGGCGGCGACGCGAAGGAGGCAGACGGCGGUGUGUCCCGGGACGAUGGGGUGGCGGUGGUCAAGGUCAACGUGGCGACUCCAGCAGGGGGCGCCGGUUCGGAAGCUGACGAGCUCGCUGCCCUCGAAACGCUCUGCGGCGGCAUCUCUUAGUCGGUGCAAGUGCUGAUGGUUAUAUACAUAUAUAUAUAUAAUGUGUGUAUAUAGAUAGAUAUAUGCAUAAAAUGUAACAAAAUAGUGGCAGUAACUUGUGUGCGCAAAUACGAGUGCACUUUAAACACGACAAACACGCGUGAAUUCGUCUCUGAGCUCGCGUUUAUUUCCCCCCCCCCCGGCCCUCGGCAGCCGGGAACUGCCGCUGUGUGACAAUUUCACUUCGUUUGCGCGCGCGCAUACCUAGCGACAGUCGCGAAGCAACAAUCGCCCUAAUGAAAAUAACGUCGUGGAAUACUUGGGCGCCGUCGGUUUAUAUUUUUGGUCGGUUUAUUUUUUUGGUGGCACGCGUGCGUUUCCUUCGCGAGUUGAUUAAAAAAACCGGAGGCCCCCUGCUGCUGCUUCCGAUGACUGAUUUGCAUUUUGAUGGGUGCUCUGCUGCCGCGGAGGACGUCUGACACUCACUUGCCGAUAGAAAUGGAGCAAUUUGGUAGACGCCCCCCCCCCCUGUUGCCCUUGCGCGCGCAUCCCCUAAUGGUGCAUAAUGGGGAAAAAUGCGUGGUGCGACGUGCAUUCGCCGAGAAAAAUGUUUGCCGCUGUUAUUAUUUUUUGUUGUUACCGUAAUUUCGGUAGUUACUGGCGGCACAGUGGCCGCCGACUCUACGUUGUUUUCGCUGUGUCGUAUUAUAUCACGCUCGUGAACCUCUAGCGUGUCCGUCAAGGCUACAAGGUCGUUAGCGGUAAUAGGAGCGCGGAGUUCUUACCCCCCCCCCCGCCCGCCUCCUCCUUCCUUCCUCUCCGCCCGCCAAUCUGCGGUUUAUGUUGGUCAGAGUGUCAUGUGUCGUGUGUCGUACGUCUAUUAUGAUGACGCUCCUGGAGCGUAUAUGGCGAGCUACGGAGCGUCUAUUCUACGGCGCUCCUGGUCAGAGUAAAUGUUAUUUUUGCAGUGCGCAGUGGUAGCAGGUGACCGACCACCAAGUGCUGUUACCACCGAGCAGUGGCAUAGCCAGGAUUUUUUAACAGGGGGGCCAAAAACAGCGAACUGCGCAAAAUAGUGGAUGACUUAAAUUUUAAUGGUUCCACCGCCUCCCUCUCCACACCCUACGCUCCCCCACUUCGCAGCUCUGCAAUUUUUGUUUUGGGCGCCGUGCAUAACGGCGACAUUUUUGUUCGUUGUUCUGUCCUAUCAAGAUAUAUAAUAUAAAAGGAGGGGUGCAAAACAGUAACGUAAUACACGGCCUCUAUAUAGAUGCCCUGUCUCCCGAGUCCCGACGUAGAACAGUCCGUCAUCCGGCGGAUGUCGGUCGAGAGGUCGCGAGCACUUAAAACUGUAAAAUAAAAUGUGAAAGGUUCUUCGGGAAAAAUCUUCCAGUUCCUAACUCUGAACGAUUGUAUCUACUCCCCACUGUUGUCUGUCCGUCAGGACCAUAGAAAUAAUAUAGAUAGCAUAAUAUAGAUAGUCCAUCUAUAUUAUUUCUAUGGUCGGGACAGCGGAACGCGUAAUGUAAUCGUGAGUCUGUUUUGUCUACGUAAAUAAAGUGGUGUGGAAGAGAAAUUUCUA